CAGUAGUCUUGGGGCAACUGCUAGCUAGCUAACGUUACCUACAAUGUUCAUGUUACUUACAGGAAUGCGUCCCUAUCGUUGGAUGAAAAACCUACCGAUUUCAUGUUUCUUUUUGAGUACAUUGGUCUUCCUAGCAGUAGUACUAGUACCGAUCUUUCUUUGAAAGCAUGAAUCUAGUUAUUGGAAGCGUUGAGAGGCUACCGCUUCCUCUCAUACAUAACCUACACGCCAAAGGAGGACGCCAUUGAUGCCCUGAGAGUGGUAUUUAAGCGCAUAUGCGUGUUCCCCCUGUUCAGAGACGGUUCAAACAGAACAAAGAAGGCUCAGUCAGCUGUAAUAUUAAUAUUGGGUUUUUACUCAUGUGCAAUACCAAACCGAUCAAUUUAAUUGUUUGUAUUGAAAUGACUUUGUUUGCUCUCUGUAAUGCAAUCACCUGCGUUUAGUUUCAUUACACUUCUAUCACUUGAGUAAUUUCUCAUAUAACUGUUAUUGAACUUCAACAACACGAGACAUUGCGAAACACAGUAUUGUUAUUGACGCACAUAGAGCGCAAGGGUUGAAAAAUCGUAGAAGGGUUCAAUUGCGUUCCUGUAUGUGGGAAUUAAUGCACAAUCAUGUUGGAUGCCAGCAACGGAUUAACCUCGCCGGGGCGCAAACGGUGGAUAGCUAGCCAUACACCAGUACGUUAGACAGUGUCCUUUCGUCCCGCUUGUUGGGCACUGGUUUCCCCCAGUUCUGUUAACGACGGCAAAGGAAGCUUUUUAGUAGUCGGGAGCGAAGGACACUGGGUGCUAGUUUAACCAGCUGGAGUAUGAUGAAAGACUGCCCAUGCAGCAGGAACGCCCCGAAUUGCUGGCUGCAGUUUCACACUAUUGGAAUAUACCGAACUAUUCUAUUGAAUCUGAUGAACGGCAAGUCUUUCUCUGAGCUUCCUUCACCUGAAUACGUUCGCCUAUGGAAAACAAAUAUUACGGGGAAAUUAAGGAAAAUGAAAAAGAAAAACGGAACUACAAAGGAACCAUAUGACUAACACACAGCAUUCGCAUAGUUUUUCAUUAAUACAGCACUACACCUGCACACGGAGACUGAUAUGGACUUCCUCUGUUGACAACUUCCUCACUGGUGAGGGUCCGUAGGCUUCAAUGAGCAAUAGAGUUCACUGCAAACAGACGCAAGAAUGGAGUGAGCACAGUCAGACCUGACCCUAAGUUAUUACAAAGACUCAGAAACCAUUUUGGAGCAGUGAAUCAAACAAGAUGGAUUACAAAUAUGACAAUGCUGGAAUAGAACUCCUGCUGGCUCACAUGAACAUAGAGGACAUCAUCGACGUGGUGGAACAUCUCUACCACACCAAGGAAGAGGAAAAAGAGGCCAGGGCGUCGUUUGCGGAGGGUCUCUCUCAGGAGGAGAUGGACGAGAACGAGGAGACAGUGGAUGAUUCGUGGGGCGAAGUGACAGGAGGGUCCCAGGGGACACAGCAGGGGAACAGUGGUGGCAGGGUAAGGUACGGGACGGUGUCGGACUUGCUCUCUUUCGUCAACCAGAUCUCUAACAUGCAGCCAGAAGUAUUGCAGCACCUGCCGGAGGAGAUGGGUGUGUUACUGAACAAGAAACACAUGGGGCUGACGAAGGGUCACUAUCGCAUCGAUUCAGAUGUGUUUCUGUUUCCAUGGAAGUGGACCUAUAAGACUCCUGGCUCCGGCGGCCAUGUUCCAAAGGGCUCUUUUGGGAAAGUCCACUUGGCCCAGGAUGCCAUAACCAGGAAGAGAAUGGCAUGCAAACUGAUCCCCAUGGAACACUUCAAACCAGCCGAUGUGGAGAUCCAGGCACGGUUCCAUCAUGAGAACAUUGCAGAGCUCUAUGGUGCUCUCCUCUGGGACCAAAACAUCCACCUAUUCAUGGAAGCCGGCGAGGGAGGGUCGGUUCUGGAGAAACUGGACAGCUGUGGCCCCAUGAGGGAGUUUGAGAUAAUCUGGGUCACCAAGCAAGUCCUCCGGGGCUUGGAGUACCUACACUCUCACAAUGUCAUCCACCACGACAUCAAACCCAGCAACAUCGUCCUGAUGUCAGACAAAGCGGUUCUGGUAGAUUUUGGCCUGACGGUACAGAUGACAGAGAAAGUAUACACCCCUAGGGAUCUACGAGGCACAGAGAUGUAUAUGAGCCCGGAGGUGGUUCUUUGUCGAGGACACAACACCAAGACAGAUAUCUACAGCCUGGGCACCACCAUCAUCCAUAUGCAGACUGGCAGCCCACCCUGGGUCAGGAGAUACCCACGCACCGCCUACCCAUCCUACCUCUACAUAAUCCACAAGCAGGCCCCUCCCCUGGAGGACAUAGCGGAGGACUGCAGUGGUGUCAUGCGGUCCUUCCUAGAGACCGCCCUGGAGAGGAACCCUGCCAAGCGCAGCUCUGCAGCCAAGCUCCUGAGGGACGAGGCCAUCAACCCUCCCAGAGAGGAACAGCCACGCUGCUGGAGCCUGGACUCAGCCCUGGUGGAGGCCUCCCACCCUCUACUGAGGCAGCAUAGCCAGCAGCCUGACACCACACAGGAAUCCUCAUUGUACUCUGAGCCUGAGGAGUCUGCCCACCUGAGGAGAAAGGGAUCCCUGUACAUCAACUUGGGGGCAAUGGCUGGAUACUAUAAUCUAGUGAGAGGUCCCCCUGCCACAGAGUAUGGCUAACCCUGAGCCUAACCUCUGAAGGAAAUGUGUAUUUCCUUCAGAGGUAAAGAUAUCAGAGAUAACUGUUACCUUUCACCUAGCCUGGUACUGGUGAACUGUUAGGUCAGAGACUCUCAAGAAGUUGAGUUCGGGUCUCAAUGGUGAAGGUGUGACUGAUGCUUUUGGAAAGAGAUACCAGAAGGACAGAAAAUUGGAUAGAGACAGUAAAUAGCCUGCACUUCAAUGGCGCUGGACUCGUGUAAUGAAAUUGACCAAUGUCUGAAGAGUGGUUUCUGUAGCUGCCUUAAUUUGCCAUCUCUCAACAAUGCAGCGGCUCAUUGGAUGUAAGAGAUGUGUUACUCAGUAACACUGUGUUUCACUGGCUAACAGUGGAAUCAGUGACAUCUUGUGGGAUGUUCUGUAGAUACAUGAUAUACUGUAUAAGCAUCUUAUACAAGUUUGUUUCUUAAAGAAAUGCAUCUGAAUGGGUCUUGUGAUUGAGACGUCAUUCUAUUAUUUUGUGUCAAUAUGAAAACUAUGAUUUCUGUGUAUGUGUAUGUGUGGUUUGUACAAAUUGUACAAUUAUAUUGUUUUAAACGUGAAGUUCUUAAAAUUAACUUAUUUGUGUUUGUUCCUAAGGAAUAUGAGAAGUGAUUUUGAGAAUUGCUAUGCAAGUUACACCAUGUACAUGACUGAUUAAUUUGUUACUUUAUUUGUGUGAUCAUUGUUCUUUACCUGUUGGGUAUGCAGUUCUCUUUCAUAGUGAAUAAAAAUAUAAAUGCCACUUGCAA
Messenger RNA from Oncorhynchus kisutch (coho salmon), 3454 nucleotides. RefSeq names its product mitogen-activated protein kinase kinase kinase 8. The record is from RefSeq and is a predicted model, not a curated record. Lineage: Eukaryota; Metazoa; Chordata; Actinopteri; Salmoniformes; Salmonidae. The transcript has 8 exons. Bases 1257 to 2684 code for a protein of 475 amino acids. Gene Ontology annotation, molecular function: ATP binding; protein kinase activity. Gene Ontology annotation, biological process: protein phosphorylation.